Molecule: messenger RNA, 1665 nt
Organism: Paramecium tetraurelia
Lineage: Eukaryota; Ciliophora; Oligohymenophorea; Peniculida; Parameciidae
Exons: 5
Molecular function (GO): phosphoprotein phosphatase activity
Source: RefSeq, a predicted model, not a curated record
AUGCAACGAGUGCCACAAUAUAUUCAACGACCAAUAAUGUAAGAUUCUUAUCGACAAACCAUCAAACAGACUCCAGAUAAUGAGAAUUCCUCUAAUCAAUAUCAAAAGCGAAAACCCGUCUAAGCAUACCCUUAAUAUCAAUCUACUUAAGUCCUUCAAAAACCUGAGAUGCGUCCCAGUUCAUCCUAACCUCGACAACCUUCCAUUCAAGCAGUUCCAAGACCCUCCUCAGCCUCUAAUGAUAAAAGGGCUUUUUCGAACUAAAAACAACCAUGCAGAUCUUCAUUCAAAGAAUUGAAAAGUUCAACAUACAUUUAACCAUAAUAAGCAACCCCAUAAUCUAGAUAUUUUUCAUUAAAGUAGAAUCCAGAUACUAACAUGAUUAAAUGUUUGUCAGAUCAAUAAUUACAAAGCAAACAAAUUGAUCAAUAAGAAUAUCAAAAAUUACAUGAGAAAUUGCAAUUCUUGGAGAAUAAAAUCAAUAAAAUUAAAUCCAAUAUAGAAAUCAGCAAUUCUCAAUUGUAAAAAUAAUCAGAAAGAUCAAAACAAAAGCCACUUGGAUUAGCAGCUAAAUUUUUUCAAAAAAAAGAUCAAGAGAAUAACGAACCAAAAGGAUCCACAACUCCUAAAGAAUUGACUAAAUGUUCAACCUCCUUAAAUUUACAACUAAAUAAAGCACUAAAACAGAGUCAAGUAAUUAAAGAACAGAAUCAACCAAGCAUCAAUUUAGAUUAAUUUGUUACAUAAGUAAAAUAACCGAAAAAACCGAUCCAAUAAUAAUCAUCAAUAAAUAGACAUCAAUCCUUAGAGAUUAAUCAAUCAUUUAACUAAGUAACCAAACCAAUUUUGAAUGAAAAAUCCUAUUCAUCUCAAAAACCUACCAAAGACGAUCAUUUUCUAUAUUACAUAUCUAGUGUAGCAAGAUCCAUUUUUAUAUAGUAAACAAAUAAAGCAGAUGAAGUUGUUAGAGAUCACAUCGUAUAAACUAUUUAAGGCUUAGAAUAUGCUAGAAAUCUAACAUUAGAAUUCUAAGAAGACAAAAUUGUUAAUUUGCCCAAAACUAAUCAAUUAAAAACAUUAGUAUUUGAUUUAGAUGAAACAUUAAUUCAUUGCAAUGAAAGUACUUCUAUUCCUGGAGACAUUAUUCUACCAAUAACGUUUCCAACUGGAGAGACAAUCUAAGCUUCCAUCAACAUUAGACCUUAUGCUUAACAGAUCCUUUAAACCCUGUCUCGACAUUUUGAAAUCAUUGUUUUUACAGCAUCUCAUUCUUGUUAUGCUAAUAUUGUGUUGGAUUAUUUGGAUCCAAAGAAACAAUGGAUUAGUCAUAGGUUAUUCCGAGAACAUUGUUAGUAGACUGAAGAAGGUGCUUAUGUGAAAGAUUUAAGAGUUCUUGGAAAUAGAAAGAUGUCAAAUAUUUUGUUAAUUGACAAUGCAAGCUAUUCAUUUGGAUAAUAAAUUGAUAAUGGUGUUCCUAUUAUUGCUUUUUAUGAUAACAAAUAAGAUUAAGAAUUGUUAUAUCUACAAAAUUAUUUAAUGAAAUUCAGGACAGUGACUGAUGUAAGAGAAUUGAAUUCCUAGUUAUUAAAAGUGAGCUCAUUCACCAAUUAUUAAGAUCCAUCACAAUUAUUACAAGAAUUAUUUCCAGAAUAUAUCCCAAAAUGA